CUUUCCUUUCAAAACUAUUGGCAUGGAACGUUUGUCUGAACAAAGACACUGCUGUUAACCAACUGCUGUCGUCUUUAUAUGUUGUGACGCACGGGUGGCAUUGUUGGGAAAUGACACCUCACCUGUACACCUCAACCAAUCAACGCUUCUGUACCCUGUGACGUUGCUGUAAACUACACAAUCUUCUUACAAGUUACAGGGCCUGAGUAUUUUUCCUUACUUCUUAUUCAAGUCUCGUCUGUUGAAGAGUGGAAGUGCUCUCGGGCAGCGGAAAGUGACGUUAUAGAUUUGUCCUUUCUCUGUCAGUCUGUUCUCGGUACAAGCUGACAAUGAGUUUGGAGAAGGCCGCAUACGGAGGCGAAGUUGCCGGCCGGGUCCGCCGAGACCGACCCGGCGCGGCCCGACCGGUGACGGUGGCCGUGGCGGCCGGGGCGGGGGUGCUGGUGGUGGCGGCCCUGGUCUUCCUCGCUCACGAAGUCAAAUAUGUGCGAGAGAACGGAGAUCAGUUGCAAAAUAAACUAGCAAAGGCAAAUGACGAGAUCCUGGCGCUGAAGGAUCGUACCCUGGCCAUGGAGAUCAAGCAGGACGCCGCUGCGAGAGACAAGGAGGAAAUGACGGCCCUAAAGACAGAGUUGCAGCAGGAGAAAGCUGACGGGGCGUCUCUGAGGGAGAGACUGGCUGUGCUGGAAACCAAGUUCCAACUCGGGCAUGCUGAGGAACACAACUUUGGGAACUUUCGAGAGGACGAGAAGCCGAACCAAGCUGACAGUGUCUCUGAACACAACGGCACCUUGCGGAGGUACAGGCGCUCCGACAACUCAGUCACGACACCUGCCGGCCUCUUUCGAGGUCCCGAAGGACCGGCCGGACGAGACGGGCGGGACGGCCGUGAUGGUGCUCCCGGGCCGCCCGGGCCUCCCGGUCCAUCUGGCGGAUGUGGAGGGUGUGGAGGACAAUCCUGCCCACAGAAGCCGUGCACUGCAGUACCACUAGGUAUGGAGAGCGGCGCUAUUCCUGAUGGCCACAUCACUGCAUCCAGUCAGUACAAUACUGGCAGUUGUGCCACCAGCAAAGGUCGCCUUCAUUCUCAGGAGGGCGCCGGAGCCUGGUGUUCUGCACAGAACAACAACCAGCAGUGGCUACAGGUUGACGUGGGAGCAGAGACUACUGUAGCUGGAGUUAUCACCCAGGGUAGGGCUGGUGCAGAUCAGUGGGUGACCUCCUACAAACUGCGCUUCAGCAGAGACGGAAGCACGUGGUCUACAUACCUGGAUAACCUGGGACGUGAUAGGGUUUUCUCUGGCAACUUUGAUCGAGACACCGAAGUGCGCCACCUGUUGGAGCCGCCGGUAACUGCACGUUACGUCCGGUUCUGGCCACAGGCAUGGAACUCUCACCUCAGUAUGCGGGUGGAGGUCUUGGGACAGGACUGCCCCGGUGACUAGACACAGCAUGCAGACUUGGAGAUUUCCAAAGCACAGAUUUGCACACAACAGGAUACACAUGUAUCUGCUUCACAGUUUUAAGUGAAAGACCAAUUUUGGCUUUUACUUAUGGUUAUAGUUAUUAUUAGAUUAUCAUCUCGGUAAAAAUAGUAAUAUUGUUUUUGGUCUGUUUGUUUGGCUUGGUGUUUGCAGUUAAUUGUGGUGGCCUAGGUGGGUUCAAAAACAGUACAUGUAUGUCAUGAGUCAUGGCUACACUGAGAGUUACUUGAUGCAUUUAGGGUUACCGAUUUAAAGCUUGUGACAACAAUGUUCAGCCUAUUUUAUAUUGAUACAAUGUCCUAAUGAUUACAGCAUUACAUUUUUAUAUUGUAGCCGACGUGUAUUGUGUAGUGCUUGAUGAAAAUGUCAAUGGCUUCAUGAUGUAAAGAAGAAUGACUACAUUCCUUGUUUUUCUAUGCUGGUGUUGCUGUCCUUUGUUACUACACUGCCUUUAGUCGUGGAGAAAUUUUGACUAAUGUUUGCAAACAAGGAGAUGAUAAAAUACAAAUGUAGCUAUUUCAUUUGUGCACUCAGAACCUAUCGGGCAUUUAUAUCCAGAAAUAAAGCAGGCUGUUCCACAUAAA
Molecule: messenger RNA, 2068 nt
Organism: Branchiostoma floridae (Florida lancelet)
Lineage: Eukaryota; Metazoa; Chordata; Leptocardii; Amphioxiformes; Branchiostomatidae
Product: adipocyte enhancer-binding protein 1-like
Exons: 7
Coding region: 330-1445 (371 amino acids)
Source: RefSeq, a predicted model, not a curated record